Pseudoliparis swirei is the source of this 2399-nucleotide messenger RNA. It is a transcript of the gene vmp1, whose product is annotated as vacuole membrane protein 1. Bases 276 to 1493 code for a protein of 405 amino acids. The record is from RefSeq and is a predicted model, not a curated record. Lineage: Eukaryota; Metazoa; Chordata; Actinopteri; Perciformes; Liparidae. The transcript is spliced from 12 exons.
ACGGAUUGUUUCACCAUACCAAGAUAACAAACCUGCUGAAAGAAAAAAAAUUCACGUCUGAACCGCAUUACCCGUUUUUACUUUCACACAUUCACCUUUUGUUUCCGGGUUUAGAGGACAGGAAAGAGGUACGACUGUCAUAUGAUUUCAACAAACAUCGCUCCAGACCCCUUCGAUGUGGUGUACAUGUUGUCGUUACUAUAGCAGAAGAACGACACGGAACGUUUUUACAUAUCUCCCUACACACUGCCUGACCUGCUAAAACCUCGACAGACAUGGCAGCCAAUGGAGCACGUUGUGGACAUCCACAGAAACGAGCAGCACAAAAAGCAAAACAGAAUGGCAAGUCGACAGACGCUUCAGUAAGAGAGAGGCGACAGAAAGAUAAGGAGGACCGCCUGUCUCUGGUGGUAUGGAGGAGGCCCAUCACCACACUGCAUUAUUUCCUCCUGGAGACCCUCAUUAAGCUAAAGGAGUUGACCAAGAAGCUUUGGCAACGACGAGGCAUGGUGUUCUUAGUUUUGUUGUUAUGUUGUCUGUUCUCCUUUGCCUACUCUACUGAGGGAUCACACCAACAAUAUGUUACGUACCUGGAGAAGAGGUUCCUAUGGUGUGCCUACUGGGUAGGCCUUGGGAUCCUGUCUUCAGUUGGCCUUGGGACUGGCUUGCACACCUUUCUCCUCUAUCUGGGUCCUCACAUAGCGUCAGUAACCCUAGCAGCAUACGAGUGCAGCUCCACAGACUUCCCAGAGCCUCCGUACCCAGACCAGAUAGUCUGUCCCCAAAGUGGAGGUAUGGAGGGAAGCAUCUCCCUUUUCUCGAUCAUGUCGAAGGUCCGCCUGGAGGCCUGCAUGUGGGGGGCGGGCACUGCCAUCGGAGAGUUGCCUCCGUAUUUCAUGGCCAGAGCGGCUCGUCAGUCGGGAGCUGAUCCAGAGGAUGAAGACUACGAGGAGUUUGAGGAGAUGCUGGAGCAGGCGGAGGGCACUCAGGAUUUUGUCACAAGAGCAAAACUGGGCGUUCAGCAUAUGGUGCAGAAAGUGGGAUUUUUUGGGAUCUUGGCUUGUGCCUCAAUCCCCAAUCCUCUCUUCGACCUGGCCGGAAUAACCUGUGGCCAUUUCAUGGUUCCCUUCUGGACCUUCUUUGGAGCAACUCUAAUUGGGAAAGCCAUUGUCAAGAUGCAUAUACAGAAACUAUUUGUCAUCAUUACCUUCAGCAAGCACAUAGUGGCGCAAAUGGUGUCUCUCAUUGGGUCUGUGCCCAAAGUGGGACCAGCACUCCAGAAGCCCUUCAGUCAGUACCUGGAAGCACAGAAGAACAAGCUGCACCAUGCUGGAGGAAGUGCACCGGCGGAUGAGAACUGGCUGUCGUGGGUGUUUGAGAAGGUGGUGCUGGUCAUGGUCUGCUACUUUGUCACUUCCAUCGUCAACUCCAUGGCUCAGAGCUACGCCAAGCGCCUGCGGCAGCAGAAGCACUCCGAUGGGAAAACCAAGUGAUGUCCAAAGCGUUACAAACAUCCAAGUGACUGUUUCCGCUGCUGCCGUUGAGAGCCCGCCCCUCCCCCUUCCCACUCGGCCACAGCCACUUACAACUUGACAACAAACCUCACCCCCCCCCCCCCCAUCCAUUCUCAGAGGCUGACCACUCAAAAACAAGGCACUAUUUGUUGGUGUGCGCGUGUGUGUGCUUUUGAGGAUGUAUGUGCUGUUUGGUGUUUGUCCCUCUUCAGGUUUUGUAGUUCUUCCUCUCAUCUCACUCUAGAUGUGUCUGUGCGUAGUGCAAUUGGUUUUAUUGCUGAUCUUAUGUUAAUUUGUUGAAUUAACCCAUUCAUUGAUCUCAGAUGUAAAGCAGCAGUUCGGUGGUGACUGCUGUGCCCAUCAGACGCUAUGCCUUAUGCAAGACGGGGAGGUCUCACUUCUAUUGAAUAUAGUUCUUGACUUAACUUGAUUUUUAUUUAAUUUUGUAACAUUUCUGUAUGGGUGGAUCUCGACCUGUUUGUACAGUGUGCUGCCAAGAUAACUGCUAUGGACGGUCUUUCUUUUCAGGAUGUAAUUGUACUCAUGUUUUUUUCCUGUUAAACAACAAGACCACAUUAGUCUCUUUGGAGUUGUCAGUUUUAAAAUGGUGAAGGGAAAAAAAGAAGAAGCAAUAUCAACUUAAAUCAGUGUGGUAUUGUCGGUUUGCACAUUGUGUAAAUAUCUUAAUAUCUUUUUGACGGUAUGCACAGAUGUAUUUCUAUUCUAAUGGUUUGUGUGGACAUGAGUUAACUUGAACCAAAACAAAAAAGAAAAGGUGAUAUCAUUUGUAAAGUGACAUUGUACUCUCGGCUAACUAGACCAUUUCUAUUCUGUACGUUUAGGUUGAACCUUGGAUCAGAUCAUAUAUAAAACAUGUAAACCAUG